AUGUCUGAUAGCAAGGUUGACAAGGGCAUCGCCCCCGUCGCGGUGCCAGUCGACGCAAACGUCGCUCAUGAAGCCGCUGCUGCUACUGAGGCCGAGCACAACAUGGGCCUGCUACAGUCGUUCAAGCUCUACAAGAAAGCUUGUCUGUGGUCCAUCUUCCUCUCCCUCUGCAUCAUCAUGGAGGGUUUCGAUGUUGUCCUCCUCAACAACCUCUUCGCCUAUCCUCCCUUCCAGAAGAAGUUUGGUGUCGAGCAGCCUGAUGGCAGCUAUCAAUUGACAGCUGCCUGGCAAUCCGGUCUCUCCAACGGAACUCUCUGCGGUCAAAUCAUCGGUCUUUUCCUCAACGGUAUCAUCGCUGAUCGCUUCGGCUAUCGCAAGACGCUCAUCGGUGCUCUCAUUGGCUGCAUUGGCUUCAUCUUCAUCAUCUUCUUCUCCGAGACUCUGGUCCAGCUUCUCAUUGGAGAGAUCUUCAUCGGUAUUCCCUGGGGUGUCUUCCAGACCCUCACCACCACCUACGCCUCUGAGGUCUGCCCGACCCACCUCCGCGCUUAUCUCACCACCUACGUCAACCUCUGCUGGGUUCUCGGCCAAUUCAUCGCCUCUGGUGUUCUCCGCGCCAUGGUCACUCGCGACGACGAGCUCGGAUACAAGAUCCCCUUUGCUCUGCAGUGGAUGUGGCCUGUUCCUCUCAUCAUUGGAAUCUACCUUGCUCCUGAGUCUCCCUGGUGGCUUGUCCGUCGCGGCCGCAUCGAAGAGGCCAAGAGGUCCCUCGAGCGUCUCACCGUCCGCAACAGCAACGUCGACUUCCGUCCCGAUGAGACCAUUUCUAUGAUGGUUCACACCAACGAGAUGGAAAAGGAAGCCCAGGCUGGUACUUCAUACUUUGAUCUCUUCAAGGGUGUCAGUCUUCGCCGAACUGAGAUUGUCUGUGUUACCUGGAUGAUUCAGACUCUCUGCGGUGCUACCUUUAUGGGUUACUCCACCUACUUCUAUCAGCAGGCCGGUAUGGCUGUUGAGAACAGUUUCUCCAUGUCUCUCGGUCAGUACGCUAUUGGUGCUGUCGGCACUGUAUUUUCCUGGUUCCUCAUGGGCUGGUUCGGUCGUCGAACCCUCUACCUCUAUGGACAGCUUGCCAUGUGUGUCUUCCUCCUGACCAUCGGCUGUGUCGCCUUUGCUGGCCGUGACAACGUCGCUGCUCAAUGGACCAUCGGAUCUCUUCUUCUCAUCUACACCUUUACCUACGAUUCGACCGUCGGACCCGUCUGCUACUCUCUCGUCGCCGAGCUGUCCUCCACCCGUCUCCGAACCAAGACUGUCGUCCUCGCCCGAAACACAUACAACAUUGUGGGAAUCAUGACCAACAUCAUCACUCCUCGCAUGUUGAACCCUUCUGCUUGGAACUGGGGUGCCAAGGCUGGUUUCUUCUGGGCUGGAACCUGCUUCCUCUGUGCUGUCUGGACUUAUUUCCGUCUUCCUGAGCCCAAGGGCCGAACAUAUGGUGAGCUGGAUGUUCUCUUUGAGCGUGGAGUUCCUGCUCGCCAGUUCAAGACUACAGAGAUUGAGCGUCUGGAUGCCGAGUUUCAGACCAAGGAAAAGGCUAGUGCUGUGUAUGUUGAGAAGGUGAACAGCAGUGCUUCUUAA
Fusarium mangiferae is the source of this 1641-nucleotide messenger RNA. RefSeq names its product putative maltose permease (MalP). Lineage: Eukaryota; Fungi; Ascomycota; Sordariomycetes; Hypocreales; Nectriaceae. The transcript has a single exon. Bases 1 to 1641 code for a protein of 546 amino acids. Gene Ontology annotation, biological process: carbohydrate transport; transmembrane transport. Gene Ontology annotation, molecular function: carbohydrate:proton symporter activity. Gene Ontology annotation, cellular component: membrane. The record is from RefSeq and is a predicted model, not a curated record.